Oncorhynchus gorbuscha (pink salmon) is the source of this 4775-nucleotide messenger RNA. Its product is annotated as protein C-ets-2-like. Bases 235 to 1623 code for a protein of 462 amino acids. Gene Ontology annotation, cellular component: nucleus. Gene Ontology annotation, molecular function: DNA-binding transcription factor activity, RNA polymerase II-specific; sequence-specific DNA binding. The record is from RefSeq and is a predicted model, not a curated record. NCBI's taxonomy places the organism in Eukaryota, Metazoa, Chordata, Actinopteri, Salmoniformes, Salmonidae. The transcript has 10 exons. Gene Ontology annotation, biological process: cell differentiation; regulation of transcription by RNA polymerase II.
CUGCACUUCCUCGUUGACUGGAUACACUCGCCACACACACGCACACACACGAACAAACACGACUGCAUUGUUUUGAUUGCAUUUUACACUGGUCACUGUAUCUGGAAAGUAGGCUACAAAAGGCUUGUGAACAUACAAUAUUGAAUAGGAUAAUUUUUCCAUAUCGAAAAGGAUUGUAAUUUACACUGUUGCUGUUUUAAGAAGCCGCCGAUCAAUUCAACAGGUAGAUUCCUGAUGUGUGACCUCAGCAUGGACCAAGUGGCCCCUCUGUCGACUUGCUACCGGUCCAGCCUCAAGCGGCAGGCAGCCUUUGACCUGUUUGAAGAUCCCAUGUCUCUGUUCUCUGGAUACUUCCUCCCCUCAGACGAUGACCAGUCUCUUCAGGAGGUGCCCUCUGGCCUCAACUGUUUCUCACACGACAUGGGCCCCUGCUCUGUUCCCCUGUUGACCCCUUGCAGUAAGGCAGUGAUGAGUCAGGCCCUGAAGGACAGUUUCAGUGGCUUCUCCAAGGUCCAACGUUGCUAUGGCAUCUCCAACAACCCUCGUAAGUGGACCAAACAGCAUGUGAUGCAGUGGCUGCACUGGGCGGCCAGUGAGUUCAGCCUGGCCAACGUCCAUUUCUUUAAGUUUGACAUGAACGGCCAGGAGCUGUAUGACCUGGGUAAGGAGAGCUUCCUGGACCUGGCUCCAGACUUUGUGGGCGACAUCCUGUGGGAGCACCUGGACCAGAUGAUGAAAGAGUGUCAAGAGAAAGAAGAAUCCAUAAGCCUCAGCAGUGUUGUGCCCUCCGUAACUAACUGGAUGAGCUCUAGCGGCUUUAGUCUGGAGGAGACCCAGUGUGCCCUGCAGGUGCCUGACAACAACGACAGUCUGCUUAGAGAGCUGUUUGAGACCUCAGACAAGACCGCCCUGCUGACUCCAGAUCAGGAGUUCUCCAUGUUCUCCAAGCCCCAGCUGAGCACGGUCAACGUCGGCUAUGUCAGGAGCAACCCAGGCACAGGGCAGUUCUCCAAAGCCUUCUUGUCCCAGGACCAGAGUUUGUGUUCAUUGGAGAGUGUGGAUAGCAUCGAGGGGCCAGAGUCCAUGCUGCACUCCUGGGGCAGCCAAUCCUCCCUGGCAGACAACCAGAGGGUGCCGUCCCACGACAGCUUUGAGGACGAGUACAACAGCAGCCCACUGAGUCUGGAGAAGCAGGGCCUGUCCUUCAAGGACUACGUCCAGGAGAGGAACGAGCCUGUGGAAUUGGGAAAGCCUGUCAUAGCUGCUGCAGUGCUGGCUGGCUUUACUGGAAGUGGUCCUAUCCAGCUGUGGCAGUUCCUGCUGGAGCUCCUGACUGAUAAGAGUUGUCAGGCCAUCAUCAGCUGGACCGGAGACGGCUGGGAGUUCAAACUCACCGACCCAGAUGAGGUGGCUAGACGCUGGGGACGCAGGAAGAACAAACCCAAGAUGAAUUAUGAGAAGCUGAGCCGUGGCCUGCGAUACUAUUACGACAAGAACAUAAUCCACAAGACAUCGGGCAAACGCUACGUCUACCGCUUCGUCUGCGACCUGCAGAACCUUCUGGGCUACUCGGCCGAAGAGCUCCACAUCAUGCUGGGGGUCCAGCCUGACACCGAGGAUUGAAUCAAUUUCCGUUUUAUCGAAAGGGAAGGGGUUGGAGAUGGAGUCAAUGGGGCUUCACUACCCCAACCUAGCAAAAGUUGCUAAUGGUACCGGCCACCUGAAGGUCAUUUCUGGUCAUUAAACAGGUGGCACUGAGUGAUGUGCACUGACAGUCGCUACACUGGUGGACAGACAGCGAACAUCUCUAAUUUGGAGCAGCCGCUCCUGCCUUGGCUCUUGUGCCAUCAAUGUGCAUUGUUGUGCAAGCUUUUGGUUGAGAGGGGUGCCAGUAUUUAAAUCAAGCGUUCCCUCUGGGUGAAAGUGUUGUUCUGCAAAUUGUAAUGGAUCAGCUCUGUAUCCAUCUGCAAAGUGGAAAGCUGUCGAUUGCACAGAUGAUAAUUGCGAUCAAUGUAACAUAGCAGAUUUUUUAAUUCAAGCCUGAUACUCAGCAAGUGUGGUGUUUACAGGGUCUGAAUAGUGGACAUUUUUACAUACUGUGAAUGAUCUUGGGGUUACCAAAUGAGAAUGCUUUUGAGGUGGCGGCUCCAGCACCAUAAGGUUAGGCACCACACCCUCAUGGUGUAAUUUUCACAAUCAACUUUUACCAGUUGAAUGUAGACACAUGUAAUCCUUUUUUGUAUUACAAUUAUUCCAAAAUAUUUUAUUAAAUUAUACAAACGAGGCAAUAUCUCAUAUUUCCAUAUCGCGCAAAUCCAUUUUUCUGGACACUGGAUAAAGUCAGUUUAAAUAUUUUGGUUUCAUUUUGUUAAGACACUCCAGGACCGGACAUGUACAGAGCAGGUUGUAGAUAAAUACUUUUAAAAAAUCUUUCUAUCUGUAAAAUACUGAAGACAUCCAUUUGGUGCAUUUUCCUGAUUUAUUUUUUAUCGAAAAUACAAAAUUGACAUCAUAUCAACAAUUCCCUCUGGGCAAGUCUUGAGAAUAUAUCUAAGGAUAACCAAACAAAAUUUGGUAAAUGCAGAUGCUUCUGAAGCUGGCGUGUGGGAAGAGUCUGACUUAUGGAAAAUGGCAGCUAAAGACAAGUACACUGAAUUUUGACUACCAAAUACCAAAUGCCUAUUUAGACACAAUCACUAUCUCUUCAGAGUAAGUUACUAACUAAAUAUAAUCCAGUGUGUAACAUUCUCUAUGAAAUGUGAUUUUAAAUCAUGUGUUAUUUAAUGUAGUGAGCUAUGAAAUGAUUGCUGUAUGUCCAUUUUAAAGUGGUUGAAAUUCAUUAAAAUCUUGAUGAAAAAAUAUACAUAUAUAAGUAUACAUAUAUACAUAAAAAUAUACAUAUAUAAGUAUACAUAUAUACAUUUUCAUCAAGAUCUUUACAUUUUCUGUUUACUUUUUGAAAAUUUUAAUGGAUCAAAAUAGCAACAAAUCUCAAUUGAUAGGUAGAUGAAAAAUGGUGCCUGGAGUUUCGAUGUAGAAUGUAUUUUUUUCUUGAUUUUAUGGAAUAGCUAAGAUUGCCUUUACUGUUGUGCUUCGUAAUGCAUUGUCCUGCUGACCAGCUUGCAGCUCAACUGGAAUACCAGUCAUUGUGGUUACUGCAUUUUAACUCUAUCGAAAAGGACAAUUGUUAUUUGGGUCCCAUAGUCCCAUAGGGUGGCGCACAAUUGGCCCAGCGUCAUCUGGGUUUGGCCGGGGUAGGCCGUCAUUGUAAAUAAGAAUUUGUUCUUAACUGACUUGCCUAGUUAAAUAAAUAUUCUAUGAAUAUGCAUAUAAGGUUGAAUGUAAUGGUGUAGCAGCUAUCGUAAUUAUGUUUUGUUGUAUGUCUAUCAAGGGAUCUGUUUGGGCCUCGAUUAUUGUUUAUUUCUUUUUCUGUGGCCAAAGCGACAUGUACACUGCCUUCAAAGUAUUCACACCCCUUGACUUUUCCACAUUUUGUUGUUACAGCCUGAAUUUAAAAUGGAUAACAUUGAGUUUUCUUUGUCACUGGCCUACACCCAAUACCCCAUAUUGUCAAAGUGGAAUGAUGUUUUUUCAAAACAUUUACAAAUGAAUAAAAAUGUCAAAUCUGAAAUAUCUUGAGUCAAUAAGUUUUCAACCCCUUUGUUAUUACAAGUCUAAAUAAGUUUAGGAUUAAAAAAGGUCUUACCAAGUCACAUAAUAAGUUGCAUGGACUGUGUGCAAUAAUAAUGUUUAACACAGUUUUUUAAUGAAUACCUCUACCUAUUUGUAGAUCGGUAAAAAAUCAGAGCAUGGUGAAGUUAUUAAUUACAUGUUGGAUGGUGUAUCAAUACACCCAGUCACUACACAGAUAGAGGCAUCCGUCCUAACUCAGUUGCCAGAGUAGAAGGAAACUGCUUAGGAAUUUCACAAUGAGGCCAAUGGUGACUUUAAAACAGAGUUUAAUGGCUGUGAUCGGAGAAAACUGAGGAUGGAUCAACAACAUUGUAGUUACUCCACAAUACUAACCUAAUUGACAGAGUGAAAAGAAGAAAGCCUGUACAGAAUACAAAUAUUCAAAUAUAAACAAACAAAAUGGAGCUAAACACAGGCAAAAUCCUAGAGGAAAAACUGGUUUAGUCUACUUUCACCACACACUGGGGUGUGAAUACUUUCUGAAGGCACUCUAUAUGUUUUUUUCUAAACUAUAUGUGUAUUUUGUUUUUAUAUUUAAAAACAUUAGACUACUGUACUUGUAAUACAAUUCAUAUUCACUGUAUAUUCACUGAAGAUAAUAAGGCAGCCCUUUUCAAGUUGUUGUACUGAUGACGGCCACACAAAGAUGGAGUCAAUUUUGGCAUGUGCGCAAUGUUAUUUCUCAAACAAAAGGGUUGUGUAUAUGUUCUCUGAAUAAUUUUAGACCUCUUCUUCUAUUGAUUGAUAUUGUAUAACACAAUGAAAAAUGAAGAUCAAUUUAAGAAUUCUGUUGUUGGAUUAUUAAAAUUUUGAAUAGACAUGUGAAGCAACAGGGUUAUUGUAAAACAAAAUGUUCUAAUCGAAUUUCGGUCUUGUUACAAAGUCUGAGCUCUGAAUAUAUCAUUGGCAGUGCGACAUGCUGUGCUGUUUGCUGUAACUUAAGCUGUGCAUGCCAUCGGCAUGCCAUAUACCCGUGGAACUUAUUCAUCAUAAUUACUUUAGUUAAAUUACAUUGUCAGCCUUUCUGUGAUUUUCAAAUGGAAAAUGGCUUUAUGACAUUUUAAUAAAAGCUUCAUUUUUUA